Messenger RNA from Helicoverpa armigera (cotton bollworm), 2822 nucleotides. It is a transcript of the gene twf, whose product is annotated as twinfilin. Bases 185 to 1216 code for a protein of 343 amino acids. Gene Ontology annotation, biological process: barbed-end actin filament capping; positive regulation of neuron projection development; actin filament depolymerization. The transcript has 9 exons. NCBI's taxonomy places the organism in Eukaryota, Metazoa, Arthropoda, Insecta, Lepidoptera, Noctuidae. Gene Ontology annotation, molecular function: actin filament binding; actin monomer binding. Gene Ontology annotation, cellular component: actin filament; myofibril; cytoplasm. The record is from RefSeq and is a predicted model, not a curated record.
UGACAGCUGACUCCAUCGAAUCUGUCAAACGCUAAUGAUCGCUGAAUAUUUACGUGAAUGAGAUCUUCUGGUUUUCGUUAAUUCAUUUCUUUUCACAGUUAGUUUUGUACUGUUAUUUUGUGAAUCAUAUUGUGUGUUUAUCGAGUGCGAGUUUUUAAGGAUAACUGUAGCUGUAAUAUCAAGAAUGUCUCAUCAAACAGGAAUUCAAGCCAAUGCAGAGUUGAAGAAAUAUUUGGGCAAAUGUCGAGAUGGGAAAAUUCGCGUUUUAAAAAUCAGCAUAGAAAAUGAGCAGCUGGUUUUAUCAAAGUACCACCCAGUGAAGCACUCGUGGGAACAAGACUUUGACAAAUAUGUGCCUUCAUUGGUUGUUGAAGACCUACCAUGCUAUAUUUUAUAUAGGUUUGACUCAACUAACUCUGUGGGGCACGAGUGGCUGCUCCUGAGCUGGUCUCCGGACAGUGCACCGGUCAGACACAAGAUGUUGUAUGCUUCAACUAAGGCCACGCUCAAACAGGAGUUCGGUUCUGCGCAUAUAAAGGAUGAAAUGCAUGCUACUGUUAAGGAGGAAGUAAGCCUGAAGGGCUACAAGGCACACGUGUCAGGCGUGAGUGCGCCGGCGCCGCUGACGGACAGGGAGGAGGCGCUCAAGGAGCUGCAGGAGAGCGAACACAACACCAACUAUGGCACUGAUGCUAGGCAAUCAACCAUGGGGGGUGUGGCUUUCCCUAUAACCGAAGAUGCCAAACAAGGAAUUAAUGAUCUCAAAAGAGGUUCCUAUAACUAUUUGCAAUUUAAGAUAGAUUUAGAAGGUGAAAAGAUCCAUUUAUCCAAAGCGGCCAACAUUGCCCUGACAGAUCUCCCGCAGCAAGUCCCCGGAGAUCAGGCCAGAUAUCACCUCUAUAUAUUCAAACAUACGCACGAAAGUGACUAUAUGGAGAGUGUAGUAUUUAUCUACUCCAUGCCUGGGUACAACUGCAGUAUAAAGGAGAGAAUGAUGUACUCCAGUUGCAAAGGACAGUUCUUAGAAAUUAUUGAACAACUAGGCGUGGAAAUCAUUAAACGGUUAGAAAUCGACGACGGUAAAGAGCUAACGGAAGAAUUCCUUUACGACGAGAUUCAUCCCAAGAGAAACUUGCAUCGUCCCGCCUUCGCCAAACCCAAGGGCCCGCCAAACAGAGGGGCUAAACGAAUCACCAAGUCCCAGAGUACACAAUAACUAGAUACUGUAUGUAUAUGUUUUAUUUAUCACGUGGCUAAGUAAAUUACAUUUAUUUUGAUUUGACGAACUUUGAAAUGGCUUAUUGCACAAAAUAUACGAGUUUCGUUAGAUUUUGUUUGUGACAUCUCGAUUUAUUCUUUAUUUAAUGGCGAAUAGCACAGUCGUCCAACUAUAGCUACUGGCAGAUUUGGCGCCAAAUCUUGCAUGUAGAUUCUAAACUUCUUGAUAAUUAUAAUAAUUUUGCAUGUCUGAUGUUCUAAUGACUUUUCUAUAGUCACAAAUGUAAGAACACUACAGAACACCUGUGAGGCGUCAAGCUUGCUUCAGGAAAGUAAAGUUUGACGACAAUGUAAAAAAACUGUCACCUGUAAGCUUUGUUUCUCUUGAAUUAUAUUUAUUACUUUUUACAUAAAUAAAUAUCAAAGCCACGUGAUUUAAUAAUACAGAAUAUUAGAAGCAUGUCGCUGAAGUAAAACUAUAAGUAACUUGCUUAGUUACCCAACUAAAUUAAAGUAUGUGAAAACAUUAAAAUGUAAAAUUAAAUGAAGACUGGUAGGUCAGAGUGCAAUAAAUAUGCGAAAAUUAACUCAAAAAUAAUGUUAUAAACAUCGAUUGUAUUAAAUGAAUUCUAAAACCGAAAACUUCAGAAAGAAGUUUAUUUUAUCCAAAAGUAUAAAUUGUAUACUCUAAACCUAUUUAAAACAGUGUAGUAUGUAUUUGAAUAUACUGAAAUGAAGUAUUAUAUAGUAAUAUGUAAACGAAUUAUAACUAAGAUAUAGAAAACAUAGCUUUGUAGACAGAACAUAGACGAAUGUAUUUUUUUAUUCAACCAUGCGUUCAAUUUUAUCAAUAGAAAAGUAGAAUAAUUUGACGUCCAUGAUAGAAUAUUUUUAAAUAAAAAGAACCCACAUUGUUCGUUCUAAAAUUUAGAUCAACCUAAAAUGUGACCAUAAUUCAUUCAUAAAGAAAGAAAUGUAUAAACUCAAGAAAUAGUCGGAAAAUAAAAAUACAUAUAAGUAUUACAGUCAGUCUAGUUAAUGUUGUAUACUUUUGCAUUAUAGUAUUUUAAAAUAUGUAAUUAAUAUUUUUUUCUUAAAAUUUUGAAAAAACUUUCUUCCCUUUUUUAAAUCGAGUUUUGUAAAAUAAUAUGAACGCAUACGUAUGUAGCUCAAUCUAUCUAUUUAUUAAUAUUAGAUCUUGCCAUUUUUAAAGUUUUGUAGCUAUUAAAGCGUUCUUUAUAAUCUCGUUUCAAUAAUUAAUUAUUAUUGGCCUUACUACAAAAACUUAAACGCCUGUUUUACAUUAGUCUAAAAAAAUUGUGGCUGCAAAAUGAACCAUAUGUCAAUGUCAUAAUUUGACAUUUUUUAAGACAAGGCUUAAACUGACGUUUAAAAGUUUUUGUGGUAAGACGGUAUAAGUCUUAGCAUUUUUUACCUUUCGUAUUUAAAAUUAAGCGAAAUUGAAUUUGUUUAAAUUUUUAAAUUGAUGCACAAAUACAAUAUGAAGUUUGUAAAUUAAAUACAUAUUUCCUUCUAUUUUUGUAAAUCGGUUUGACCAUAUCUGUAUUGUGCAAUGUCUGUAACAAUAAAUUGCUUUUAAUAUA